Messenger RNA from Nicrophorus vespilloides, 476 nucleotides. Its product is annotated as lysozyme c-1-like. Bases 20 to 409 code for a protein of 129 amino acids. Lineage: Eukaryota; Metazoa; Arthropoda; Insecta; Coleoptera; Silphidae. The transcript has 3 exons. The record is from RefSeq and is a predicted model, not a curated record.
AGAAAUUGUAGCAGCAACCAUGAAAUUCGCAAUCUGCGCUAUCGUCCUGUGCGGUUUGGUGACCCCAAACUUCGCCAAAGUCUUCUCGCCAACUGAGUUUGGUAACGUUAUGUUAGCCAACGGCAUCCCGAAGGGACAAAUCGAGACCUGGAAGUGCAUCGCCAAGUGGGAAUCCAGCUACAACACCGCCGCCCACAACACUGCGAGCGGAGAUCACGGAAUCUUCCAAAUCAACGAAAGGUGGUGGUGCUCUCCACCAGGCAAGGGAUGUGGCAUGACCUGCAAUUCUUUGAGGGAUGCUGACAUUACCAACGACAUCAAGUGCGCCAAAAUCAUCUACGAAGAGCACCAGAGGUUGACCGGCAACGGCUUCAAUGCUUGGGUCGCCUACAAGAACCACUGCAGAUGAAUCAAUCAAUAACUACUGUAUAUAAACUUUCUCCACAAUAAAUACAAUUACCUUGCAUUAAUACUUA